AUGGGCCCCUAUGUACCCCCGGGCCAGUCACCACCAUUCGAAGUAGUCGACGAUUUCCACCAUGGCGCCUGGAUCAUCAUAACAGCGGCGCUGGGCCUGGUGGUCUCACUAGUCUGCUGCUUGAUCCGAUUAUACGUCCGCUUAAUGCUGAUGCCCCCGUUCGCGCGCGACGAUGUUGUCCUUUUGGGCGCAACGGGAAUCGGUAUUAUCCAAUCAAUCCUGGUCUUCUACGCGUGCUCCCGCGGCUUGGGUACUUCGCUCUCUCUACUAAAUGAAUCGCGACUUGUUCAGAUCCAAACAGUAUUUGCGACAAGUGACGUGUUUGCGCUGGUAGUGAUCUAUCUCUCGAAAUGCUGCGUCGUCACUAUUUACCUUCGCCUUACACCUCAGAAACCGCAUAAUUGGGCUUCGUGGGCGACGCUUGCUUUGUGUACCGCUUGGCUUAUACCUGCUGCUUUUAUCCUGCUGGUUGACUGUGAGCUCAAUCAGCCGUGGAGGGUACAGGGUGGACAAUGUCGGAAUUUAUACAAAAGGUGGCAGUUUAUAGCCGCCGUGGAUAUCAUCACGGAGAUAAUUCUCUUCUCGCUGGCCGUCGCCCUUCUCAAGGGGCUAUUCAUGUCUGUUAAGCGCAAGCUUGGAAUCGGCUUUGCGUUUAUAUUCCGAUUCCCUUUAAUCGUAUUCGCCCUCCUCCACAUGUCAACCCUCCACUCCUCCCUCGCCGACAACGACGUCACCCUCGCAGCCGUCAAACCCGCCCUCUGGCUCCAAGUCCAGCUCCACUACGCCCUCGUCGCCUGCAGCGUCUUCUGCCUCCGACCCUUCAUGGCAGCCGUCAGCACCAACUACGGGACAGCGGGCGACUCGAAUCUCGAGAGCAGCGCAUCUGCCUCGCGCUCAAGGGGCACGAAAGAGAGUUCGAAGUCUGGAUCAGGCUCUGGCUCAAAUGCAGACUCUAGGUCGCGGUCUUUGUCGCGCGUGAGGAGGAAGAGGGCCGGAACAGGGGCCGGGCUGGGAUCGGCAUCCGGCAUAGGACUGUUGCCGAGAUCGGGAUCGAAAGAGGCGCUUUGUCGCGAUGCGUGCGUUGGUGGUGAUGGCGCUGAUGCGGGUCGCGGGGAGAGUAGACAGAAGAUUCCGAAACAGGCUGUGUGGAUGCAUGGUGCUGAGGGCGGCGGUGGUGGUGUGGUGCGAGCGCCGGUUCGUCGGUCUCUGUUUGCGCUUGCGGGCUCCGGUAGAUCUGUUAAGAGUGAUAAGGGUGGGGUUGGGGCUCGGGACCAGGGGGGCUCGGCUUUGGAGUUUGAGUCGGAUGCUUUGGAGCUCAUGCCUCAGUUGCAUAGGCAGUAUGGGCGCAGGGAUGAGGACGGUGUUGAGGAUCCGGAUAAGAUGGUUAUUCGCAAAGAAGUUGAGUACUCCGUUCGGUUUGAACGGGGGAGGGCGCGAAGGAAGUGUCGACUGAUGCGACGGCUUAUGUUUGAU
Messenger RNA from Penicillium verhagenii, 1473 nucleotides. RefSeq lists its product as uncharacterized. The annotation marks the transcript as partial. NCBI's taxonomy places the organism in Eukaryota, Fungi, Ascomycota, Eurotiomycetes, Eurotiales, Aspergillaceae. The transcript is spliced from 5 exons. The record is from RefSeq and is a predicted model, not a curated record.